AUGUUCAGAUUUCAUAAAACCCUCGACGUGAUAACUCUCUUCCACAAAGCCAGCUCCCCCGCCUCUCUCCGCGUCCACACCCUCCUCAAACAAGCCAGUGCCACCGCCAGCUCGACGGCAACCGAAGACCAAGCUUCCGAUCACAGCGCCCAAACACACCCAGCCCGCCAGGAAUUCGAGCUCGAUGUAACCGAAGACCCGCCGACGGAGGACCAGCUGAAGAAUAUACUGGAGUAUGUUGGGCCUGGGAAGAUCGGCCAAGUGGUGAAGGCUGCAACGACUGAGUCCGAAGCGUUGAAGCAGUUUAAGUUGAACAAGCAGAGUUUUCAGUGGCCUGUGACUGUUGAUUGGGAGAAUGGGAGGGCGGUUCAGGGGGAUAAUGAGAGUGAGAUCUUGAAGCUGAUUCAGGCGGUUCCGGAGAAGAAGUAG
Molecule: messenger RNA, 429 nt
Organism: Lachnellula hyalina
Lineage: Eukaryota; Fungi; Ascomycota; Leotiomycetes; Helotiales; Lachnaceae
Exons: 3
Coding region: 1-429 (142 amino acids)
Cellular component (GO): mitochondrion
Molecular function (GO): oxidoreductase activity
Source: RefSeq, a predicted model, not a curated record